Molecule: messenger RNA, 4249 nt
Organism: Sarcophilus harrisii (Tasmanian devil)
Lineage: Eukaryota; Metazoa; Chordata; Mammalia; Dasyuromorphia; Dasyuridae
Gene: SLC37A3
Product: solute carrier family 37 member 3
Exons: 15
Coding region: 202-1668 (488 amino acids)
Biological process (GO): transmembrane transport
Cellular component (GO): endoplasmic reticulum membrane
Molecular function (GO): transmembrane transporter activity
Source: RefSeq, a predicted model, not a curated record
GAAACGCCGGGCUGGAGGCGGCGGCCGGGCUGAGGUGGCUGAGCGGAGCGCGGGAGGCGCGGCCGGCGAUGCGGAGCCAGAGGCGGCGGCCGCGGCGGCACCAGCUGUGGGCGAUGGGUGUGGGACAGGAAAGAUGAUCUAAAAUCAUUCACCUUCUAAGCAUUAAGAUCAAGGCUGAGGUAGAAAGGACAGGAAGAAAGUAUGGCUGGACCCAAUACUUUGCAAAGUAGAACUUGGGUAUCCAGAUUUACUCAGCAUCAUGUUGUUGUGUUCCUGCUCACUUUCUUCAGUUAUUCACUUCUUCAUGCUUCAAGAAAAACCUUUAGCAAUGUGAAGGUCAGCAUUUCUAGCCAAUGGACUCCAACAUACUUAAACAAAACUGGUGUGAAACUGGAGCCUGUUGAGCUUUGGAACAGCAACCAUUUAUUUCCAAAUGCAGAGGAAGCAACUCUUUUCCUAGGAACACUGGACACUAUUUUUCUCUUCUCUUAUGCUGUGGGUCUUUUCAUCAGUGGUAUAAUUGGGGAUCGGUUCAAUAUGCGAUGGGUUCUGUCCUUUGGCAUGUGCUCCUCUGCAGUGGUGGUAUUUUGCUUUGGCACCCUCACAGAAUGGCUUCAUUUCUAUAACAAGUGGUUCUACUGCUCCCUGUGGAUUUUGAAUGGCCUGCUCCAGUCCACUGGUUGGCCAUGUGUUGUUGCAGUAAUGGGCAACUGGUUUGGGAAAGCUGGACGUGGAGUCAUUUUUGGUCUCUGGAGUGCUUGUGCCUCAGUAGGCAAUAUUUUGGGAGCAUGCCUAGCAUCUUCAGUUUUGCAAUAUGGGUAUGAGUAUGCCUUCUUGUUAACAGCAUCAAUACAGUUUGCUGGUGGAAUUGUUAUCUUCUUUGGGCUUUUGAUAUCUCCAGAAGAAAUUGGUCUUUCAGGGAUUGAAGAAGAAGAAAGUUCUGAAGAUGACCCUUGUAGACCACUAAUUCACAAUACUGACAGUGAAGAACAUGAACCCAAUUAUUCAAUCCAAGAAAUAAGUACACUCCAUCAGCCCAAAGCAAUCAGCUUUUAUCAGGCUUGUUGCCUUCCUGGAGUUAUGCUGUAUUCCCUGGCCUAUGCCUGCUUGAAGUUAGUGAAUUAUUCCUUCUUCUUCUGGCUGCCCUUUUAUUUGAGCAACAACUUUAGAUGGAAAGAGGCUGAAGCUGACAAACUCUCCAUUUGGUAUGAUGUUGGAGGAAUUAUAGGUGGAACUUUACAAGGCUUCAUCUCUGACAUGCUACAGAAGAGAGCACCAGUGCUUGCUGGAAGUCUGAUUCUGGCAAUUGGGUCCUUGGUUGGAUAUAGCCGUUCUCCAAACAAUAAGACUAUUAAUGCACUUCUAAUGACUAUUACAGGGUUUUUCAUUGGAGGACCCUCUAAUAUGAUUAGUGCUGCUAUUUCUGCGGAUUUGGGUCACCAGGAGCUAGUACAAGGAAACAGUGAAGCUCUGGCCACAGUUACAGGAAUUGUUGAUGGAACUGGGAGUAUUGGAGCAGCAGUGGGACAGUUUUUAGUGUCUUUGAUUCAGGACAACCUAGGCUGGAUGUGGGUUUUCUAUUUCUUCAUUUUAAUGACAAGUUGUACAGUUCUGUUCAUCUCACCAUUAAUAGUGAGGGAAAUAAGAUCUCUUGUGCUAAGAAGAUAAGAUAUGUUGAAUGAAUGACCAUUGUUCUUCGGAGAGAGGCUGUUGUAGAUAAAACAAAGGACACAAACUGGACUGUUAUUUAAUUUAAAUUUCUUUUAAGUCACCAUAUUUGGAGGAAAUUUGGUGAUUGGUGGGAUGAACUGCUGGACUUGGAAUCAAGAAGACCUAAGUUCUAUUCCUGCCUCAGACAUGAGCUCUGUGACUCCCAGGCAUGUCACUUAAUUCUUGUCUUCCUGUCUCUACCUCCUAGAAUUGUUGUGAGCAUUAAAUGAGAUAACAUUAUGUAAGGUGCUUUUUAAAUCUUAAAAGCGCUGUGUAAAUGGUAGCUAUCAUUAUUAUCAUUAUCAUUAUCAUUGGAGGAAGGGGAAAUCCUCCAAAAUGACUUGGCAUAAAACUUGAGUUAAGCCUAAUUCAACAUUUAGCACUAUCAGUCACUGGAGAAACAGACUUUGAGCGGCCACAAAGUAAAACAACUGGCUACACUACAAGAAUGGCCACAGGACGUUCUGUUUUAACUCUCCCACUCUUCUGGACCUUGGUCAGUUUAUACCUGCCAUCUUGAUUGUUGCAUCUGUUCUCCAGAAAACAACACUAAACCUUGAGCUUUCAAGUUCAGAAAGUUAAGUGAAGAUGAGGAAUCGUGGUUAGUGAACUGCUUCAGCGCUGUGGUUUGCUGUGGGUUUUGUCCGUGGUUACAGUGCAAAGGAGUAAGUGAUUCUGGAAGCAUUCUGUUCUCAUCAAGUACAUGAGUAGGACUUGGGAAGUGUUUUAAGUCUUCCUUGUUUGAAAAAUUCCUCUGGCAUUUCAGUUGUUGGUGGGGGAAUGAUACAACAUACUUAAUCACUAGCUCUCUAGCUUUAAAUCAUUCUGAUGGCCACUCUUUCAAUUCACUUGGCUUCAUUAAGAAUUACUUUUAACUUCUAGAAGUACCGAUUAGCCUUCCUUUCCAAGGAUUUAUAAGGUAGAUUAAUUAUCUUGGACAUUCCAAAGUAUAAGUAGCAACUGAAGUAUUUAGUGGCUCAAAUUUGCUGCCAGGGGACUUUAAUAACUAAUGUAAGUGAGUUAUAAUCUUAAGCCCUAUUAUUAGAAGGUUGAUCUCUGUUCCAGGUGAACUCCCCAAAUCAUCUCAGCAAAGAAUCAGAAUUAGAAAGAAGGCAGAGACUUUGUGUGGAAGGUAGCAUGCAACAGUUGAGAAUCAAUAUUAGAAAAGUGCUAAAGUCUGAGAGGCAACUGAGUUAUAAAAAAAUGAAAACCAUCUUCAAGGACAAGCAUUUUUGACUAGUCACCAGCUUUACCAUCAUUGUGUGCAUAGUGGGGGGGGGGGGGGGUUAAAUUAUGUAAACCUGCUAGCUGAGGGGAAAUGUGCAAUUUUUCAGGUAUUUUUAAUCAUUGAAUUGGUUAGGGAACAAUGUUCAAGCCUCCCUGUUUUCCGUAAUAUGUUGUAUUUAUGGACUUGAAGAAUCACUUUGUUGCUUCUUGCUGACAAAAAGGGAAACCUUUGCUAACAAGGGCCGGAAGUCUUGGAAAGAAAAAAAUAUAUACUGACUUUUAUAUAUAUUUUUAAAUUUUUUCAGGUUCAAAUUCUCUUUCUCCGUCCACCCCCUCCCUUACCCACUGAGAAGGCAAGCAAUACUCUACCCAAUUAUAUGGGUGAUGACUUUUUCCCAAAAAAUUUAUCUUUAAGCAUUUCAUCUUGUGAGCUAUAAGAAUUAGAAUUUUGUUAGUGCCUUAAGAUUUUCCAGAUAUUGAAUGUUUCCCAGGGAUGAAUUUCUAGUACUUUAUUAUUGGGAGGAUUCAUGGCUUCUCUGCUUGGUUCAAAUAAGCAAUGGCCUCAUUUCUGUUAUGUUGUUAAAGGGUCUUCCCUCCCCUUUGUUUAAUAUUGGGCCUAUUUUCAGCUAAGUUUAGAUAAAUUGCAUACUUUGGAUUUAAUUACACGUAGUAGAUCAAUUUCAGUCUAAUCUUUACUUUCUGGCAUUUGAUGAUAAGAGUUUUUUUUUUUUUUUUUCCCUGAAUAAUCUGUGUUAUUUCAAGACCCAUAUUAGUCCUUAUUUGUUUUAUCAAAUUUUAACCCAUGUGGAGUAAUUAAAGAUAUAUAGUUCUGUGUACUUUCUUACUUAAAUGUAUCAUUAAAAGUUUUUCAUCAUGAUAUUUGGUCUUACAUAGUCUGAAAUGAGGGAUACACUUUUAAAGAACAUAUAUGUGUGUGUAUACAUGCAUAGAUGUGUGUGUACACAUAGAUAUGCAUAUCAACUUAUGAAUAUACAUAUAUGUGUGCAUUUAUAUACAGAUAUAAAUGUGUUUGUGUGUACAUAGAUGGACACAUAACAUAUAUGUACCUUUUACUUCCUAUUUUAUCUCCCUUAAAGAAAUAUGUAUCUUAAUAAAGACCAACUAUAAAAUGCCUUCAUCCUUUGCUAUGCAAAAGGUUCUCAGAUACCUGUUAUAUUGAAAAAAAUGACUAAUCUUUUUGUUUUUAAAAAUCUGAAACAGUUUUGGUUGCAUGAAAGAAUCAGGUGGAGGAGCAUUCUGAGAUGUUAUUUUUAAAAAAUGAGGUCACAUAAAUAAAUUUUUUUUAAUGAAA